UUCUCAGUUUUUAAGCUGCCAGAUACGGCCAUUUGUAUUGCAGUCAUUGGUGCAAAAUCUACUUCGUUAUACUCAACAAAAAAAUUCUUUUAUAAACAUUACUCAGCUUGGAACCUCGAAUCUCAAAGUCUUAGUCGCGAUGGAGGCAACCAGAUAUUCGUGGCUUGUGCCCUUUCUCCAGUCCAAGGUUCCCUCGGGCUCCUACGAGUCAUUGUGCGUGUCCGUGAUUCCCAGCAUCGUGGAUAGCAUCGCAGGGAUCUCGAAAGCCCUGCGCUCAUAUCAUCAAGUGGCACAAGCGGGCAGCGCGAACGCCUUCGGCGACGACCAGCUGAAUGUCGACGUCGCGGCGGAGACCAUCCUCCGCAAGAGGCUCGCGUUAUGCCCUUCGAUCGUCACUGCCAGCAGCGAGGAGGAGCCGGUCGAGCGACCUACUCGCGAGGACGGGAGCGGUGCUUCCGAGUCGGAGGAGCAGUACACCAUUGCCUUCGACCCGCUGGACGGAAGCUCGAUCAUCGCGCCCAACUGGACGGUGGGGACGAUCAUUGGCGUCUGGGAGGGGAGAAGUGCGCUGCGCCAGGCGCCGGCGGAAAGGCAGGUCGCCUCCGUGCUCGGUGUCUACGGCCCCCGAACAACCGCCAUCGUGGCGCUGAGGGUCCCGGGGGCAGAGGGCGUCUGCUUCGAGAUCGGGAUCGGGGAUGAUGGCGCACAGGGCUGCGAGGUCGUUCGCACCAGCGUCCAGCUGCAGCAGCCUCCGUUCAAGACGAGAUAUUUCGCGCCAGCGAACCUGCGCGCUGCGGCUGAGGACCAGAAUUACGGACAGCUGGUGAACCAUUACAUCCAGAACAAGUACACGUUGCGCUACAGCGGUGGUCUCGUGCCCGAUGUGGUGCACGCGUUGGUAAAGGGUCAUGGCAUUUACAUCUCCCCGGUCACGAGCGUCAGCAAGGCUAAGUUGCGCCGGUUGUACGAGUUGUUUCCUAUUGCAUUAGUUAUCGAGUGCGCGGGCGGAAAAGCAGUGGAUCCAGUCGACGGCAGUGACAUAUUGAAGCGGCCCGCUGAGGAUACAGAUGAGAGGGGCGGGUUGAUUUGCGGCACUGCUGAAGAUGUUGAAUUUGCCGUGCAGUCUUUGGUCAAGAGCUCGUGAGCUCCGUCUACGCCUUUUCUUCCGAGACUAUGCGUCAUCAUCGAGUGCGCAGCAACAGCCUUUUUCUCCUGCAGUUAUAAGAUGGUGCCAAGGUUCUACGAGAGUAGCACGAAUACAAAAAAGACAACCCUUUCACAUUUGCUCCCCUAAAGAUUGGUAAUUGUGCAUGGCUCGUCACAUCACCUCAGGCGCCGUGGACCUCCACGGAGUUCUGCUUUCAUCCAAAUAGGCUUAGCGGGAGCUCAGAAGUGUAGCACCAUACUCCACGGCUUUUAAAUGCACGAUCAACUCCACGG
Truncatella angustata is the source of this 1440-nucleotide messenger RNA. Its product is annotated as fructose-1-6-bisphosphatase. The record is from RefSeq and is a predicted model, not a curated record. Gene Ontology annotation, cellular component: cytoplasm. NCBI's taxonomy places the organism in Eukaryota, Fungi, Ascomycota, Sordariomycetes, Amphisphaeriales, Sporocadaceae. Gene Ontology annotation, molecular function: fructose 1,6-bisphosphate 1-phosphatase activity. Gene Ontology annotation, biological process: fructose 6-phosphate metabolic process; sucrose biosynthetic process; fructose 1,6-bisphosphate metabolic process. The coding region runs from base 140 to 1144 and encodes 334 amino acids. The transcript has a single exon.